Messenger RNA from Musa acuminata AAA Group (dessert banana), 2946 nucleotides. RefSeq names its product beta-galactosidase 11-like. Gene Ontology annotation, biological process: carbohydrate metabolic process. Gene Ontology annotation, molecular function: carbohydrate binding; beta-galactosidase activity. The transcript has 17 exons. Bases 163 to 2742 code for a protein of 859 amino acids. Lineage: Eukaryota; Viridiplantae; Streptophyta; Magnoliopsida; Zingiberales; Musaceae. Gene Ontology annotation, cellular component: cell wall; vacuole. The record is from RefSeq and is a predicted model, not a curated record.
UCCUUCCUCCGAGUGGGUACUGGGCCUCCGCCUCCUGCUCUCGUUCCUCGUUCAUGCAGAGGACGAGCGCGGCCCCCCCUCCCUUCCAUCGGUCUGUUAUCUACCUUUAGAGUGUCAGGAAGACAUCCUAUUCCACUCCUGGAGCAAAAGAACUGAGAAGCCAUGGCAGUGUCUUCGGAGACCACAGCGCGGUCUUUCAUCGUUGUCUUCCUCCUCGCCGUCCUGGCCGCCACCUGCGAGGCUCGCCAGGCCAACAGCGGUGGAGGGGUGACCUACGAUGGCCGCUCUCUGAUCAUAAAUGGGAAGCGAGAGUUGCUCUUCUCGGGGUCCGUCCAUUAUCCUCGAAGCACACCUGAGAUGUGGCCAGAUAUCAUCAAGAAGUCCAAGGAAGGAGGGCUGAAUGUGAUCCAAACUUACGUCUUCUGGAACGGUCACGAGCCUCAAUAUGGAAAGUUCAACUAUGAAGGGAGAUACGACUUGGUCAAGUUCAUCAAGCUGGUGCAGAAGCAAGGGAUGUACGUGACCCUUCGGCUCGGUCCCUUCAUUCAAGCGGAAUGGAACCAUGGAGGGUUGCCGUAUUGGCUCAGGGAAGUCGCCAACAUCACCUUCCGGACGGACAAUAAACCCUUCAAGGACCAUAUGAAAAGGUUCGCGACGAUGAUCGUGAAGAAGAUGAAGGAUGAGAAACUGUUCGCCUCUCAAGGAGGUCCCAUCAUUCUAGCACAGAUCGAGAACGAGUACAACAACGUGGCACGAGCGUUCGAGGGCGGCGCAAGAUACAUCAAGUGGGCAGGCAACAUGGCUGUCGGCCUCGACACCGGAGUGCCGUGGGUGAUGUGCAAACAGAAUGAUCCUCCUGGUAAAGUGAUCAACGCAUGCAAUGGAAGGAACUGUGGAGAUACAUUUCAAGGCCCAGACGAUCGGACGAAGCCUUCCCUUUGGACCGAGAACUGGACAGCUCAGUACAGGGUAUUCGGAGAUCCACCAUCUCAAAGAUCAGCAGAGGACAUCGCGUACUCUGUGGCACGCUUCUUCUCAAAGAACGGAACACUGGUGAACUACUACAUGUACCACGGAGGAACUAAUUUUGGGAGGACAGGAGCUGCUUUCGUGAUGACGAGAUACUACGAUGAAGCCCCUCUGGAUGAAUACGGUAUGACGCCGGGAGCUUUCGCCAUAGUCUCUUCUAUCUUCAUCUUAACUCAUGACGUUGAUUCAGGUUUGCCGAAGGAGCCCAAAUGGGGUCAUCUCAGGGACUUGCACUAUGCAUUGAAGUUGUGCAGCAAGGCUCUUCUAAAGGGAUCUCCUUCCGUCCAAAGCUUCGGCUCGGGUUUUGAGGCUAGACUGUAUGAGAUACCCGAAGACAACGUGUGCGUGGCUUUCCUAACCAACACCAACGCACGAAGAGAUGGGACCGUAAAGUUCAGAGGUACGGAGUACUUCCUCCCUCGCCGCUCCAUCAGCAUCCUCCCUGACUGCAAGACUGUGGUGUACAAUAAUCAGAUGGUUAACUCUCAGCACAAUGCGAGAACAUUCAAUCCAGCAAAGGACGAUAGCAAGAACAACAAGUGGCAGAUGUACGUGGAGCAGCCACCAAGCGUACGGGACACCUCCAUUAAAGCCAAAGGGCCUCAGGAACUAGUCAACAUGACCAAAGAUACUACGGAUUACCUUUGGUACGCGACGAGCUUCAACUUGGAGAAAGACGAUCUAUCGAUGCGACAUGACAUCCGGCCUGUGCUCCAAGUCUCGCACCUUGGCCAUGCAAUGCAUGCCUUUGUGAACGGCAAAUACAUAGGAUCUGGACAUGGAACCAAAAUCGAGAAAAGUUUUGUCUUCCAGAAGCCGAUGGAUCUGCAGGCAGGAACCAAUGACGUAGCUAUCUUGGGGAUGACAGUGGGAUUGCCGGAUAGUGGAGCGUACUUGGAACACAGACUCUCCGGGGUUCAUACCGUCGUCGUCCAAGGUCUCAACGCAGGGUCGUUAGAUUUGUCGCAGAACGUGUGGGGGCACAAGGUUGCAUUGGAAGGAGAGAGGAAGGCUAUCUACGACGAGAAGAAAGUGGAUUCCUUUAAGUGGGAGGACGCGAAGAGUGACUCUCCGAUCACAUGGUACAAGAGAUACUUUGAUGCUCCGAACGGAAAGGACCCUGUUGCUGUGGACUUGAAGUCCAUGGGGAAAGGACAGGUGUGGGUCAAUGGCGAAAGCAUCGGUCGCUACUGGGUCUCCUACCUUAGCCCUCUCGGGAAGCCUUCUCAAUCGAUCUAUCACGUGCCGCGAUCCUUCUUGAAGUCAAAGGACAAUCUCAUGGUCGUCUUCGAGGAGCGCGGAGGGAAGCCGGAGGACAUACUGAUCAUGACGGUGAAGAGGGACAACAUCUGCAGCUUCGUCUCGGAGUCCAACCCUCCGCAAGUCAGGUCAUGGGCCAUCAAGAACAGCCAGAUCCAGAGCGUCGUCAACGACUUGAAGCCAGACGCCACCUUGACGUGCACGGGGGAUAAGGUGAUCCGCUCCAUCGUCUUCGCAAGCUUCGGUAACCCCAGCGGGAUCUGCGGCAACUUCACCGUAGGGAGUUGCCAUGCGCGACAGGCCAAGAGUGUGGUGGAGCAGGCCUGCUUGGGGAAGGCCAGCUGCGUGUUGCCGGUGUCGGCGGCGACCUACGGCGCGGACGCGGGAUGUGAGGGGACGACAGCCACUCUCGCAGUCCAAGCCAAGUGUGCCCGGGCGAGCCAAAAGGAUUGAGCUGAUGCCGUUUCUUGCACUACUAUUGUUCGGCAACUACGCGACCGGCUGUAAUUAUCGAGGAAGGGAUCGAAUACGAUCUCGUCUUGAGCACUCUGUCACAAUAAUAGAUAAUGGAUCUGAUGAUUACUCUUCACUCCAUCAUUUUCUUGAGAUGAAUCCUUCCUUCAUUGAUCUCAAUAAAACCCUUCCUGCUUAGCCAAA